CUCUCUCUCUCUCUCUCUCUCUCUCUCUCUCUCUCUCUCUCUCUCUCUCUUUUAACUAAACACUAAAUUAUCGAUCCUCUCUAUUAUUCUCAAAAAUCGACGCUAAAUCAAAACUCUCUCAAAAGCACACAAGAGAGAAAAAGAAAAAGAAAAAAACCCUAAUGGAAUCGGUGGAUUCCGGGUCACAUCGAUCCGACCCGGUAAAAGGAGACGACCCAGGUCCAUCUUUCGUCUCUUCGCCACCGGCUACACCUAGCAGGUACGAGUCACAGAAGCGACGAGACUGGAACACGUUCUUGCAGUACCUCAAGAACCACAAGCCUCCUCUUGCGUUGUCACGGUGUAGCGGAGCGCACGUGAUCGAGUUCCUCAAGUACCUCGAUCAGUUCGGUAAGACCAAAGUCCACGUGGCGGCUUGCCCUUACUUCGGCCAUCAGCAGCCUCCGUCUCCUUGCUCUUGCCCUCUCAAACAGGCUUGGGGAUCUCUCGACGCUCUGAUCGGACGGCUGAGAGCUGCUUACGAGGAGAACGGUGGACGGCCGGACUCAAACCCGUUCGCCGCACGUGCGGUUAGAAUUUACUUGAGGGAAGUAAGAGAGAGUCAGGCAAAGGCUCGUGGGAUCCCUUACGAGAAAAAGAAACGGAAACGGCCACCAACUGUCACCACCGUUAGAGUUGACGUCGCUUCUUCGAGACAGAGUGACGGCGACGCUUGUAACGUCGGUGCUCCGUCUGUCGCCGUACCGCCUUAAUCAAGAUUAAUUAAUAUAUUAUGUAGUAAUAUUAAUUAUUUAUAGGGUUUUCUUGGUUUUAUGAUAUAUAUACUUAUUAAUAUGUUUGUAUGGAACUCCCUUCACCUUCUCUUGUUCCGUGGUUACUGAUUAUCAAUUUUUUUUUUGAGAUUUUUGUUUUCUUUCUUUUUUCUGUUCAGUGGAUCUCUGAUGCAUUAAGUUCUUGAAUUUUGAAUUUUAUAAAAUUCGGACCACAUACUUUCAAGGACUAAUGCGGUUUUUUAGAAAAAUUCUUAUAUCAUGAAUUAUGUAGAUCUUACUUUUUUCGAUUCUGAUAAAACGUUAUCAUUGAAACAAAUCAUGAGAUUUGAUUGUCAAUAAUGUUUUUCAUAUUA
This is a messenger RNA of Camelina sativa (false flax), 1126 nucleotides long. RefSeq names its product protein LIGHT-DEPENDENT SHORT HYPOCOTYLS 6. NCBI's taxonomy places the organism in Eukaryota, Viridiplantae, Streptophyta, Magnoliopsida, Brassicales, Brassicaceae. Gene Ontology annotation, cellular component: nucleus. The record is from RefSeq and is a predicted model, not a curated record. Gene Ontology annotation, biological process: mRNA transcription; response to light stimulus.